ACAGGGUUCGGCAAACGUCAUGCAAAGCAUUAUCUCCAUUCGAGAAGCCGAUUCAUUCUCGCGACCCAACGGCUUAAUCUCCCCUAAUUCUGCCUACAUAUUCAGUCCUUAUCUCAUUCUCGUUAAUAUAUCGCUUCUUCAGUAUCCUAAUUCUGCCAGUAAAACGAUCUGGCAGUCACAUUCGCUCCUUCUAUAUUUCACAGUAGGGUUGUUGGUAUUUAACCAUAUCCCCUACCAAAUUGGAUCAACGUUAUACUCCCAAAUACCACCUUGCAACUUUUUAGAUACCUCAACCUUAACGCACUGCCCUGCUAGCACGCGCAAAUUUCUUCUGUACCAUGUCUCAAGCAAAGAUCGAAGAACACAAGAAGGCUGUUGCAGUGACUGCAGCCCAGCAAAGUGAUAAUAUAGCGCAUGCAUUAGCUGGCGCCGGUGGUGGAAUCCUCUCCAUGAUCUUGACCUACCCCUUGAUCACACUUUCAACAAGAGCGCAAGUUGAAUCUAAACGUGCUCAGUCAACGACCGCCGAUGCCAUCCGCCGUAUCGUUCAACGGGAAGGGGUUAGUGGACUGUACUCAGGUCUUGAGUCAGCGCUUUUUGGAAUCAGUGUAACCAACUUUGUCUAUUAUUACUGGUAUGAAUGGACCCGCUCGGCCUUCGAGAAGGCUGCUGCAAAGGCUGCUCGAGCCUCAACGAAGCUUACGACCGCCGAAUCCAUGAUUGCUGGGGCCAUCGCCGGAAGUGCAACGGUGCUGAUCACUAACCCCAUCUGGGUCGUGAACACCCGGAUGACAGCGCGAAAAUCCGAGUCAGACGAACCGGCAUUGCCGGGUACUGCCAAAAAGACGAAGGCCUCGACGAUCAGCACUCUCCUGGACCUGCUCCACCAGGAGGGUCCUAAGGCCCUUUUUGCCGGCGUCCUGCCGGCUCUCAUCUUGGUGAUUAACCCCAUCUUACAAUACACUAUCUUUGAGCAGUUAAAGAACGUAGUGGAACGCCGUAGGCGCAUGACGCCGAAAGAUGCGUUCUACCUUGGUGCUCUAGGCAAGAUCUUGGCCACGUCCAUCACAUAUCCCUAUAUAACGGUCAAGAGUCGGAUGCACGUUGCUAGCAAGGACGGCCCGAAGGAAACUUUGAACGGCAGCUUGAAGAGAAUCAUUAAGGAGGAGGGAUAUGUGGGGCUGUAUAAAGGCAUUGGCCCGAAGGUGACACAGAGUGCAAUUACUGCAGCAUUCUUGUUCGCAUUCAAAGAUGUUUUGUAUGACACAAUGGUAGCUAUCCGAAAGAGGAACCGGGUGUCCAAGUAGAGGAUAUGUUAGCUAGCAGCGGGCAGGCAGCAGGCUAACCUAGGGGAAAGUGUGUUUUUGGAACCGGCGAAGAAUGUUUCCAGGCUCUUAAGUGUUUCCGUUUUCACUUUAGGGCAUGGUAUGCCCUUAUAGGGUACUUGGAUAGGCUGCAGACCACUAGUACUGGCUUAUCGAAGGGAAUUGUUAUUUGGACCUCAUGUUAGAUCUAGAUAGAAAAGGUAAGCGAGUUAGAUAAUUAGAAAAACACUCUAGGAAACCUCCGCUAUGUAUAUCUAUUCUAUACAAGAGAACACAGUUUAGACAUUUCAUGCUAUAGACAAUCGCUGUUUCCCAUGUUGUUACAACCCUUUGAGUUCUAACCACGCAAAGGCUGC
Aspergillus pseudonomiae is the source of this 1681-nucleotide messenger RNA. RefSeq names its product putative peroxisomal membrane protein Pmp47 (gene pmp47). Gene Ontology annotation, molecular function: FAD transmembrane transporter activity; NAD transmembrane transporter activity; AMP transmembrane transporter activity. Gene Ontology annotation, cellular component: peroxisomal membrane. Bases 339 to 1307 code for a protein of 322 amino acids. The record is from RefSeq and is a predicted model, not a curated record. The transcript has 3 exons. Lineage: Eukaryota; Fungi; Ascomycota; Eurotiomycetes; Eurotiales; Aspergillaceae.